GGGUUCCUGCGGCCUCGCCCGAGCCCUUCUUCCUUUGCUCACCGCGCGGCAGCAGUGCGGGCGAUUCCGACAGUUCGGGCUGCUCUUCGUGGGAGCUGGUCGAGCUGGAGUGCUACGACGAGGGGCAGGUGCCGGACCUGCCGGUAAGUGCGCUGCAGAGCGCCGACGAGACGGCUCGCUUCGGGCGCUGGCCGUUCGGCCUCCUGGUGCGGUCGCUCUUCUCUUUGGUGAGUGAUCCUAUCGCGGAGCAGGAUUCAGCGGACGAGGUCGAGGGUCUCGAGUUACAGAUGCCAGUGGAGCCAUGGUCUCGCCGCUUCUACCGCCAGAGUGCGACCGACGGUGUGGAGGUGCAGUUGGUGCGUCGCAAGAGUGGCAACGUGUGGGCCGUCAUCGGUCCGGACUUGACGUUGGGCCUGAUCUGUAUCACGGCGAAGACGUCCAUCUUCACGGACCCAGUGGCGGGGAUUCGGUGGCGGCCGAUGCCACCUCUUUCUGCUGCCCAGAGGGACGCCUAUGUCAGCCAGGCAACGGAGGGAUUGAAGGCGUCGUCAGUGCCGACGUGGCCGCUGUAUCGCCCCGGCAAGGGUGGUCAGCAGGCGAUCGCGGUGAACGUCCUGUAUGCCGUUUUCAGCUCGGGGGCUUCGUCACUCAAGACGCUGAGGUGGUCUUUGAGGAGUCCCAAGCGUUUCCUGUGUGUGCUGGUCGCGUUGUUCGCAUUGUACGAGCUGCUGGUGUUGCUGGGCGUGAUCGAGUAUAUGAAGGAGGUCUGGGUGUACACGAUCAGCUACCUGGUCACGGCCAAGGAUGCGUUCGUGGAGAGCUCGGAGGUCGUCCAGGAGUGGGCCACCUACUUGUGGGAGUGGAAGGAGUGGGCCCAGAAGCUGAUGCCUCUUCAGCGUUGGUUUGCGAUGUUCUUGGCCCUGAUCCUUCUGACCCUCUGGGCGGCUCACGAGUGGUCGGACAGCGUGCUGCACGAUCUCGUGGAGUCCCAGAAGGCCAUGAUGGAGGAGAUCAGCGAGAUCCGGACCGCCGAGAGGACGAGGGAGCUACGUCGGGAUGUACUCGAAGCUUCUCUGGACUCGCGGGGUCGUGCGGACGCCGAGGCCAACAAGCAGGUGAUCGAGGACAUGAUUGCGCGGCUGGACCAAUUCGAGGCUCGUCUGAAGGGCGAGGCGCCUGCGGAGGCGGGAGCUGGCGAACGUGGUGCUGCUAUCGAGGGGGCGAGUUUUUCGGCUUCGGCGGUCGCCGUGCUCGGGUCCCCCACGAAGAGUGCACCCACGGCGUUGAUGGAGACGCCCGAGAAGCGAGCUGCCACUUCGCAGCCGGAGGCCGUCGAGCUGGCCAUCAAGCGGAUGCGCUUCAAGGCUCAGUUGCCGCAGCAGGUGUUCAUGGAGCAGCUGGACGAGUACAAGGGACGGAUCUCGGCCGAGGUGCUGUCAGAGAUCUACUCGUCAGGCAAGACGGCCGAGGCCUGGGCGCGGGACUUCAUCAGGGACCGGGGGCUGAGCGACUGCAACACGGCUCGGGAGAUGAUCGCGGCCUUCGCCGCGGUGGACACGAUGCUGAUGACCGAUCGUCAGAGGGGACUCCUCAACCUGGUGAGCUUCGAGCGGCUGGUGCGAAAGGGCCACGCUAUUGUGAGGGCGUGCCGCAACGCGAACUGCCGCGACGACUGGAGCCGCCCCAAGGAUGCCAACAACUGGAAGUCAAAGGUGGACUGGGAGGCGGCACGUCGCUUGGACCCCCAGCUCGCCGACGAGAGCACUAUUCGAGUGAUGAGCGCCGAGGGAGAGAUGAAGAAGGCCAUGGGUCGCGACGCGCAGCUGAUGAAGGCGCGCCCCGACCUGGGCGGAGGCGCGGUGGUGCCGUUCGCUCGCCCGGAGCGCCCCGCUUCGACUUCUCGUCGGGUGCUGUCGUGCUGGAAGGAGGAGAUGGAGCUGGUGGAGACGGCGAAUCGUUCUCUCUUGGCCUUGCGUCAGCUCUACCGCGGGAGUCUGGACGACAGUCUACUGGGCCUGGCCGACUGCUGGGGCCAGGGGAUCGCGCCCGACAACCUGGACGGGGACCUCUCUCGGCGGAUCUUAGGCGUACUUACGAGCUACCUAUAG
Molecule: messenger RNA, 2108 nt
Organism: Prorocentrum cordatum
Lineage: Eukaryota; Dinophyceae; Prorocentrales; Prorocentraceae
Source: the annotation of a GenBank genome assembly